This is a messenger RNA of Penicillium arizonense, 273 nucleotides long. Its product is annotated as Ish1 domain-containing protein. The coding region runs from base 1 to 273 and encodes 90 amino acids. The transcript is spliced from 5 exons. Lineage: Eukaryota; Fungi; Ascomycota; Eurotiomycetes; Eurotiales; Aspergillaceae. The record is from RefSeq and is a predicted model, not a curated record.
AUGCCGACCCCCUUGGAUCGAGCAUUGAACUCCAAGAAUCUAUUACUUGGCUUUGCAGGAAUGGUAACUGCAGUGGCAGCCAUUUCCAUUUGGGGCGGUGAUGUUCUCCCCGCACAAGCUGAUCCCACCGGAGAUCCGGAGAACUGGACACUUGAUGAAAUAACAAGAUGGCUGCGUGCGAGAGGACUCCUACCGAAUGAGCAGGCCACGCGCGAGGAGCUGCUGGAAAGGGUCAAGGCAAAUCUGCGCAUACCGCGCAAGUCGGCGGCUUAA